Cavia porcellus (domestic guinea pig) is the source of this 2122-nucleotide messenger RNA. RefSeq names its product elongin C (gene Eloc). Gene Ontology annotation, cellular component: elongin complex. The record is from RefSeq and is a predicted model, not a curated record. The transcript is spliced from 4 exons. Lineage: Eukaryota; Metazoa; Chordata; Mammalia; Rodentia; Caviidae. Gene Ontology annotation, biological process: ubiquitin-dependent protein catabolic process. The coding region runs from base 237 to 575 and encodes 112 amino acids. Gene Ontology annotation, molecular function: protein-macromolecule adaptor activity.
AGGUCCCCGCCUCAUCAGGUACUGAUCUCCCGCGCGACGCCGAGAGCUGCUGUGACCUAGCGGAAGUAAUUCCUUGGACUGCCCCGGAACCCACAGGGACAGGCAACUGGGGGUAGAGGGGCGGCCCUGGAGUAGGGGCUGCGGCGGUAGGGAGAGACUUGGCUGCGGUCGCUGUGGUGCCGAAGAGGAACUACUAACAUUCCUGUGGAACCAAAGUAGAAUUAUAUAAGAACAUAAUGGAUGGAGAGGAGAAAACCUAUGGUGGCUGUGAAGGCCCCGAUGCCAUGUACGUCAAAUUGAUAUCUUCUGAUGGUCAUGAGUUUAUUGUAAAAAGAGAACACGCACUAACAUCAGGAACUAUAAAAGCCAUGUUGAGUGGCCCAGGUCAGUUUGCUGAAAACGAAACCAAUGAGGUCAAUUUUAGAGAGAUCCCGUCACAUGUGCUUUCGAAAGUCUGCAUGUAUUUUACCUACAAGGUUCGCUACACUAACAGCUCCACUGAGAUUCCCGAAUUUCCCAUCGCACCUGAGAUAGCACUGGAACUGCUGAUGGCUGCGAACUUCCUAGAUUGUUAAAUAAAAUAAAUUAUAAUAAACUGUUAAUUUUUCAGUAUUUAAUACUUGUAGUUCAGUUAGUAAUUUUUUCAUAUAUAGCAUGUUGCCUGUAUGCAAUUGAACUAUAAAGUUAAUUGCAAAGCAGAUUAUCUUGUUUUUUGCAUAGCAGAGUUGACAUUUGUUUGCCAUAUCAGCAAAUUAAGGACGUUUUCACAAACAGAAAUAAACAGAUAUGCCAAUUCGUAGGUGGUUUUGCCUUAUCUUUUGGAUGUAACUUUAAAAAUUAGAACAAUGAUAUAGCAAAUGCUGAAAUAUAGGCAUAAAUGAACAUGUUCUACAGGUAAAAAAAAUGGGGCUAAGUAUUUUUAUGGUUUUUGUUUUUAAAAAAAUUAUGAUCCUAUAGUUGCUGAUAAGUGUUACUAGUUAUGCAAAUAAUUACAUGAUAAACAUUUAUAACUUAGUCAAAACAUUUUUUAUAACUCAAAGAAUAAGAGUUUUUCUUAAAUGUGUUUUUUUAUAAACUGCAAUAUUGUUUAAGUGUAUUGUGUUUUGUUUAUUGCUACAAUUUAAGAAGUUAAUUUAAAAGAAAUUUUGGAAGGUUAUAAGUACAACUUUUAGGGCUAUAACUGUUUGAACUGUGGCCAGAUGGUCAACAAGGAAACUACAUGACUUAGGAGUUCUGUGUAUUGUGCGUUUUGGGCAGUCCAAAGUGCUGUGUUCUCAUUUUACGAUAAACUCCCUUCCUCAUUCUUCCUACAUAGUCCUUUUUGAGUAUACUUCUACUUGUUUAAGUGUAUAUUAAAACAAUCACUAUGAGCUUUAUCUAAAUCUUAAAACCAGACAAUUCUAGUCUUCCUCCACCUAAGUGAAAUGUUAUAAAAUAGAACAAUGUGGAGAGAUGCAAUGAAAAUUUUAUAAUGUACUUAAAUAUAGUAUGAUUAUAUCUUCUAAUUAAAAUAAGUUCCAAUAAAUAUAGUGCCAUCAUCAGUGGGUGUUCUGAAAUUAAACUCUUAUGAGUCAUGCUGUAUGUUAUGGCAUGCCUCUGUAAUCCCACACUCACGAGGCUGAAGAGGAUCAUGGUGAGUUCAAGGCCAGCCUGGGCUACAGAGCAAGACCUUGUCUUUAAAAAAACAAACCAUGACACGACAUCUUUAUUUAGCAUGGGAAAAGAUGCACUGGUGUUGCACUUAGUAUUCUUUUAGAACACAGCUGUCAUAGCAACUGUAAAUCUUCAGCGUAUUUCCUUGCAAAAUGAGCUUAAGCUGGAUUGGUAUCACACACACCUGUAACCUCAGCUAUUUGGGAGGAUCACAAGGUUGCAGCCAAUGUGGACAACUUUCUAUGACUGUCUCAAAACAGAAAAAUACACAAAAAGACAGCGAAUGAAGCUCUGUAGUAGAGCACACCUGGGUUUUAUCUCCAGUACCUUUAAACUCAACAAAAACUAGGUUAAUGUAGAUCAUUUUGUCAAAAUCUCCUGUUACAUCAUGAAAUAAGUUUGUGCUUAAUCCUCCUGCGUAUCAGCUGUUUUAGCUUCACUAUUAAAUUUUGACACAGACUUUAUUGUA